CCCUCAUUCUCUCUCCCCCUCCCUCCUUCCCUCUAUCCCGCUGCCUUUCCUCUCCCCCUCUCUCUCUCUCUCUCUCGGAUUCCCAGCUGAUUUCUAAGGGCCGCCUUGAAACUGUGUGAUGGAAUUCUGGCUGGGACGUGGAGUCCGGGGAAUCCCGGGAAAACCGCCGGCAAGUGGGAAUGCUGCAGUGACCCAGAGCGGGAGCUGGGGAGGAGUGAAGAGGAUAGAGAGAGUGAGGCAGAGUGAGAAGUGACAGAAAGAGAAGGAGAUAGACAGAGAGAGAGAGAGAGGAGAGCAGAACUGGGGAGGGACAGAGAACGAGAGAGAAGGGAAGCAGAGAUAGAGGGAGGGAGAGAGAGAGAGGGACUAAGCACAGAGACAGCAAGAGGGACAGAGUUAGGGACAGGGAGACGUAGGAAGAAACAGGGUUAGAGAGAGAGAGAGAGAGAGAUAACGAAGGGGCAGAGAGAGUGAGACAGACAGAGAGAAGGGACCAGGGAUAGAGACAGACAGAGAGAAGCGGUCAGAGAAGAGAGUGAAAGACAGAGAGAGAGAGAGAGCAGGGACAGAGUGGGCGAGAGAGAGAGAGAGAGCAGGGAUAGAGAGUGGGGGAGAGAGAGAGAGAGCAGGGACAGAGAGAGUGGGAGAGAGAGAGCUGGGACAGAGAGACAGAGAGCAGGGAGAGAGAGAGAGACACAGAGAGAGAGAGAGCAGGGAGAGAGUGGGAAAGAGGCAGAGAGAGUGGGAGAGAGAGAUAGACAGAGAGUGAGAGAGAGAGCAGGGACAGAGAGUGAGAGAGAGAGCAGGGACAGAGAGACAGAGAGAGUGGGAAAGAGGCAGAGAGAGUGGGAAAGAGGCAGAGAGAGUGGGAGAGAGCAGGGACAGAGAGACAGAGAGAGUGGGAGAGAGGCAGAGAGAGAGCAGGGGAGCAGGGAGAGAGAGUGGGAGAGCAGGCUGCAGGAUUAUCCCCUUGCCCCCCUGCCAGCCAGUGGAGAGAGCGGGGUGUGUGUGUGUGUGUCUGCUCCCCCUGUCUGGGUGUGGAAAGGGCUCUGAUGUCGCUGUUACUGAGCGUGCUGCUGCUGCUGCUGCUGCUGCUGGUGUCCUGUGUCCCGGGAGCAGGGGGCUUCUCCACCUGCCCCAGCCUUGACCUGGAUCUGUACAGGCACCGGAGGAUUGAAGCUAUCCGCGGGCAGAUCCUCAGUAAGCUGCAUCUCAGUGAAGCCCCGGAGCCAGACGAUCUUCCCGAUGAAGUUCCUCUGGAAAUCACCCUCCUGUACAACAGCACCCGGGAUAUGCUGAAACAGAGAGCCCGGCACAGGGAGACCGUGUGCUGGAGGAGCAGCCAGAUGGAAUACUACGCAAAGGAUAUGUACCGCCUGGACAUGGCCCCAGCCAGCUACCGAGAGAACACUAUCUCCAGCAGUUUCUACAAUCCCUAUUUCCGGUUGAUCCACUUCGAUGCUUCCAACCUGGAGAAGAAUGUCUCGAGUCUGGUCAAGGCAGAAUUCCGACUCUACCGGAUCCGGUAUCAGAAAUCCCGAGUGGCGGAGCAGAGAAUCGAGCUGUACCAGGUUCUCAAGGCCAGGGACCCGGCCUCGCCAGCUCAGCGUUACAUUGACAGCAGGGUGGUACGGCCCCGGAGUGCGGGCGAGUGGCUAACGUUUGAUGUGACAGAGACGGUCAGCGAGUGGUUACUGCACCGAGACAGAAACCAUGGAUUGAAGGUGAGCGUGCACUGUCCGUGUUGUACCUUCGUCCCGUCAUCCAACAACAUCGUCUCCAACAACAGUGAGGAGCUGGAGGCUCGCUUUGCAGGUAUCGACGAUGACGCCUUCGUGGGGUAUUCGCGGGGGCGGAGGCAGCAGCGAGUGGCCGCCCUCAGGAAGCCCCACAUCCUGUUCACCCUCCUGCCUCCAAACAGGCGGGAGAUCCCGGUCAACGGGCUGAGGUGGAGGCGUGCGGUGGAAGACGACGCCUGCUCCAGGAACGUGGAAGAUGAGUGCUGUCUCCACCACCUCUACGUUGACUUCAGGAAGGAUCUAGAUUGGAAAUGGAUCCGGGAGCCGCGAGGAUACAGGGCCAACUUUUGCGGGGGAACCUGUCCGUACGUCUGGAGCUCCGAUGUGCUGCACAGCAAGGUGAAGGUCCUCUCCCUGGCUGGGCCGGAUUCAGGGAGCUCUUCAACUGGGUGGGCCGUCACGGACUUGCAACUCAGGG
Molecule: messenger RNA, 2217 nt
Organism: Hemiscyllium ocellatum (epaulette shark)
Lineage: Eukaryota; Metazoa; Chordata; Chondrichthyes; Orectolobiformes; Hemiscylliidae
Product: transforming growth factor beta-2 proprotein-like
Exons: 6
Biological process (GO): BMP signaling pathway; SMAD protein signal transduction; regulation of cell population proliferation
Cellular component (GO): extracellular region
Molecular function (GO): cytokine activity; type III transforming growth factor beta receptor binding; type II transforming growth factor beta receptor binding
Source: RefSeq, a predicted model, not a curated record